Molecule: messenger RNA, 5406 nt
Organism: Menidia menidia (Atlantic silverside)
Lineage: Eukaryota; Metazoa; Chordata; Actinopteri; Atheriniformes; Atherinopsidae
Source: the annotation of a GenBank genome assembly
AUCCACUCUCUUAUAGGCGGUUUGUUUGGAAUUGCUGUACGGCUGUUUUCUUCCAAGCUGAAAGAAAGCUACAUAUCAGUUAAAUUCAAACACUUUUCACUUCGGCUGGGACUUUUGGGGAUUUUUGUAUGUGGAAGAAUGGAUGACUCCAUGAAAGUGUUGUUGCAACGUCUCGUGCGACGAAUACCGACACAAAUGCUAAAGGCAACUCUGGAGAAGUGGGGCCGCCUGACCGCAGCACAGCGUCAGUCUAUGGACUACACCCAGUCAAAAUGGGCCAAAACGCAUGCUCUGCUCACUAUCUGCGAGGAAAACGAAUUGACAAUGAAACACAUAACAGAGCUCGAGAUGAUGUAUGUCAUUGAGAAUCCAAACCAGGGGAUGUGGUACACCUUCCAGCUAAUGGACCCUGAGGAUGAUGCUCACUGUGUGGAACUGACACAGUUCAAAGAACAAUUUAAGUCCCACCUCAGUGAGCUCAUAAGACACGUGUCAGUGAAAAUAAAAAAGCACACAGAUGAGGCCGUGUGGAUUAGAAUUGCAUGGGGAGACAGCUUCUCUCGGCCCAACCACCUGAGACCAACUUAUGCUGUCCACUACCUUCAGACCCCCUACGUGUUUGUGAGCAGUCUGAAAUCGAAACUAAGGCCUCUGCUCUCUCAGGCUUUGACUCUCUCUACCAGACAUCAGGCUAUUAAGGAUGCUAACCUAAGUGGCCGGAAGCUCACUGCCAUCAGAGACCUGCUGAUGAGGCAAUAUCAGCAAGUAUUUCCUACAAAGUAUUCCAGUCCUCUUGCAGAGAAGACUCAAACUGUCCCAAAUAUGCACAUAGAAAAAGAACAAGCUGAGGCUGCUGAAAACAGGCAUCAGAUGGCAGGUGAAGCAUUCGGGGAGGGGACAUUACCCCAGCUACAGUCGGCUGUUUAUAAGCUGGAAACAAAAUUCAGAGACCCCACCAAUGAGACCAUGACAGAGCGGGACGAGACAUUCAGAUGUGUAGUAAAAUUUUCAAGCACAAACCUCCUGGAGUCCCUUCGGCACUGUGCAUCCUCAGGAAUUGCGUCGACCCCUGUCACACCCCUGCUUUCAUCCAUUCCAUUAAAAGGAAGGAAUUAUUUUGUCAUCACAGAUAAUGCCCCUGGUCCGUCCUCACAGAUGCGCCAAACACAGGCAUGGAGCCUUUCAGUCAGAACUGAGGGAUGGUGUGCCUGCUCACAUCCAAUGCUGCUCCGGGGGCUCUCUGCCAAGCACAGAAUGGACUGUCAACACAGAAACAUGGCCGCCUCUGCAACGGGCAAAACGAGUAAAGGCAGCACGACGAUGGACAGCCUGAAAUGCCACGGGGAGUCUCUUUCGCAGAGUCGGGAAAUCAUAAAACCCACAAUCAUGGAGUUAGCCAAAGAAGUGAGGACGAACAUCCUCUGCACCGUGGAAGGAUGUGGCAAGAUUCUCCCCAACACACCUGCAUUGAACAUGCAUCUAGUUAAGUCGCACAGGAUAAAGGACGGGAUUAUCAACCCCACGGUCAGAAAGGACAUGAAGGGCUCUCAGAAGCUGUACUGCUGUCCUAUUGAGGGCUGUCCAAGAGGACCUAACAGACCAUUCUCCCAGUUUUCCCUGGUUAAACAACACUACAUGAAGAUGCAUGCAGAGAAGAAACACAAAUGCUCCAAGUGCAACAAUGGAUACAGCACAGAAUGGGACCUGAAGAGACACAUGGAGGAUUGUGGGAAGACCUACCAGUGCACAUGCGGCUGCCCCUACGCCAGCAGGGCUGCUUUGCUAGUUCCUCCAGUUAAAAAGCGAAAGAUGGAAAAACUGUUAAGUGAUUCCGAAAGGGUUAAGAUUAAUGACUCAUCCAUUCAAAUGAUGUCUGCCACUAAAGAAGUGCCUGAGAUGGCUCUGCCUUCUGAUUCAACCAUUGACAUCUCAGACCCUGUGAACCAGAGCUCCAACCCACAUAGAAGCCUGCAGAAGUUGCUCUUACCGAAGCCCAAGAUGGCUUUGGUCAGCGUUCCUGUGAUGCAUCUGGCCCACCUGCCUGUCCUCCUGCCUUCUACAGAAGGUGGGGGCCUGAGGUCUGUGGUUUUGGCCGUUGACAGCCAGGGUUCUGUCAGCACCCUGCAGCUCCUGCCACAAACCACAGGAGCAGUCGUACCUCAUCUUGACGCAAAAUGUCUGUCGUUCAGAGACGGCAUGCCCUCCUCCCGCUCCAGCAAGGGGCCCGUGAGCACAGGGGUGCAGGUCAGUCUGGAUUCUGUGGGUCCAGAUGACUCGGCCGGCGGUAUGGCGGGACAACGAGGAAGGAGCACCUCCACCAACAUUCAGACUGACAAAUCCUAUCUGUCAAAAGCGCCCGCCGCUGUGGGGGUCGGUGACGCACUAGGGUUGAGUGCUAUGGGCGAGUCCUCAGUUUCGUCCUGCUCCCAAACGGACAUCAGCGUGAGUGCCCAGGUCCUGCUGCCAGUCAGCGUUGAAACCCAGACGUUCUCCUCCCGAAAUAAAUCCACAUCGUCUAUCGGGGCUCAGACAGACAGCCAGUGCCUGAGCCAAAUCCCUUGCUCUUCCUCAUCCUCGCUCCCGUACAAAACGAGUCAGACACAGACGUCCUUUGCCAUUCCACAAGCGGAAGAGAAAGCCCAGGAUCAGGCGAUCAUGUGCUCCGACCUGUUCGAUAACGACUCCCUCAGUGUCUCCACUCAAACAGCCCUGGACAGCCUUAGUGCCGCGGGGAGCAGUUUAUACGAGGACUCAAAGUCAGUGGGCGGGAUGUGCUUUGGAGUGCAGACUCAUGAGCUAAGUCCAAACAACGUGGCAGACAACCAGACCCAAACAAUGGUCUUAUUAACGGACCUUGAAAACAUUCUUUCAGGCGACCAGGUGCUCUCAGAGGCCUCGGCAGGCUGUGGGUCAGCUCUCAGCUCUGUCCAGGAGCAGCACAAUGGGAUAGACUUUGACUUUGAGGAAUUCCUCAACGCUGUGCACAUCCAGACGCAGACUGAAGAGAGCGAGCUGGGCGUCCUGGGCGGUGACACGCCACUGGAAUCCCUGGACAUUCAGACGCAGACCGACUUCCUUCUCAUGGAUGAGCUGGACCAAAGCGAGGGGCCGUGUCGAACCCAAGCUAGUGACCUGGAGCUGUUUGACACUCAGACACAGACGGACCUGAACUUCUUACUGAAUGUCGGAGGCAGCAUGCCCCUGAGCAGCAUCCUGCGACAUUCCAGUUUUUCUAUUAGCACCGAGUCCUCGGACACAGAGACACAGACCGAUCUCCCCUCACUGGCCACGGGUCUUCCCACACAGACGCACGUUGAUCAGGGGGAGCAUGUAAGGCUGCUAAGCAGCACGGAGACGCAGACCAUGACCAGUCAGGCAGAAGGCCUGGGACACCUCUUCCUGACCAGCAACGAAACGCAGACGGUAAUGGAUGACUUCCUGUCAGCAGACCUGGCAUGGAACAUGGACUCCCACUUCAGCUCUGUGGAAACGCAGACGUGUGCCGAGCUUUAUGCUCUCUUUCAAAACCCCGAAAAACCCAAUAGCUGAGACCCUGUAUGGGAAGCUUUCUGUGGCUUUGCAGUAUAUCUUUUCUGAUUUCUUCCUCUUCCUUUGAGAAGAACAGGCCCACCUGGUCCUCUGGUGGACCAUGAUGAAUAUUGGAAAGAAGUCUGUGAAAAUGUCCAACCAUUCCACUGGGCCUUGACAUCCAAAGCCUUUCCAGGAACAUUCGUAUCUAUCCUGACAGCUUUGCUGCACUUUAUUAGGUCGUGGGCAUGAUUUAUCAGCUCUUGUGAAAGUUUACAUAUUUAUUUGCACAUAAUAUAAAAUGUUGUAUGUGUCUUGUCUAAAAUGCCACAUGAUGAGUGUGAGGGUUUAACCACUGUGAAUAGUUUGUGUUGUUAGUCUCACUGGCAGGUCAGCAGUGAGUUAACAUUUCAGAAAAGGCCCAUCUCUGCACAGCUUUUAGAGAAUGACGCCGUCUCUGCUGUACAGACUGCAAUACUGUACAUUAAGAUUUCAUGAGUCAUUUGCAUGAGGCCGGCAGCACAACAACACUUGUGGCUUUCAGUUGAUGGGAAAGACGUUACCAGCAAGAGCCGUUGUUUUUAUAUGCCCUACGCGUAGGCCAUUGCUGUUGACGCACACCUCUCAAACACGCAGUUUAGACAUACAGAUGUGGCACAAGGACAAACUAAAUGUUUCCGUCUCGUCAUUUAUUGCACAAAUCGCAUUGAAUUGUUGUUGUGAAGUCAGAUCUUUGUUUGUUUGUUUGUUUGUCUGGGUCAGUAGCCAAGCAGUCGGUCAGUCGGUCAGCAGGCUUGGCUGUCACCAUCGUUGACUUAUUCAUAAAUGGUGGUGGUGUAUUCAGUGGCAGCGAGGUGUUGAGGCGAUCCACUGGUGUUGCUGUGCAGUUUUACAGUAGAUCAGAGCAGAGAUUAGCACAGGCGCUUUAUGUAUCCAUCACCCCAUAACUACUGAAAGGAGUCCUGUUAGAAAUCUGAUUACGCCCUUUAUAAGUUUUGGGCAGUGUUAGUUUUAUUUUUGUGUAUUUAGUGUCUUCUAUUGGCUGAAUUUGACAUUUUGUGUUUUACAUGUUAAACUGCGGAUCUUCGCAGUCAGCACAUAAAGGUAAUUUUUUACAAGGAAACAUAGGAUUACAGGCCUUGUGUAACUUUUUGGGGAAUCUUUGUUUUGUUGUUGCCUUAAAUCCAGAUAUUAACCUUAGUUCUGCCACAGAGAGUUUGAUUAUUUAAAAUAACCUUAAUUGUCCAUUCCUGAAAGUGAAUAGAUAUCAAAACCUGUUAGCUCUUUACACUGCAUGAGUAGUGUUUUUCAUCAUGGCUGCAUGAAAUUCUCUAAUGUCCUUUGCUGCUCUCCUCCCUUUGCGUGGAGAGAUUUAUGUUCCCAUUUUAAAAUACUGCUAUGCAGCAUCAUUACUAGAAAAAUACUUUCUUUGAUUCCAUUCAUUUUUUAUGGACGGGCAGUUUAUGUUGUUAAAAGUUUUAGAGGUGCUUAUUGGAGCUGAAUUAUGUACAGAAGGUCACACUGCUCUCAUAACAUCUUAUUUUGUGUCUUUGAACAACGCUUAAAUUUGAAGAUAGGUUGUUUGGAGUUCUGUACAACUCUGAGUAAAGAGUUGGCAUUUCUGCCUCCUGCAGAUUUAGUGGAACAUGGAAAAGCCUUCCUUAAAGAAUUCUACGUAGAAGCAUCGUUUGUCUUAAUUGUCAGUAACAGUGCUUUAUUUUCUCCUGGUAACGGAGUGCAUGCAUGUAAUUUUCCAGCACGAAAUAUUUGAUUUAGACUAAUUCGUUUCCGUUGCCUAUAUGUGUAGAUUUAAUGGAUGCCUUGAUUGAUUGUUGAAGCUACACUUCAGAACAUGUUAAUAAAAAUGCUGGAACGUGA